AUGGAAAAAUAUACUGAUUUAAACCAUCCGUUGUAUGUUCCUGGUACAUUCUCGAUAUACUCCUCGGCGGUGAUUCGACAGCUGAAAAAGGAGCAAAACCGCCGAAGAUCCUCCUUCACAACUAACAAUUCAUCCUCGAAGUCUCUAUCCUCAGAGUCAGGACAGAUGGCACCAGGAGUCGAAAAAGUGACACUACAACCGCAUGAUCUGGGACUGGACUAUAACUAUCGUUACGAUUCCAAGGUUCCCCUCGAAUUGAUUCCUGAGUUAAAGACUCGUUACGGUGUUAUUUUAUUACCUCAGCCUACCAACUCGCCUAAUGACCCUUUUAACUGGUCGUUUCGUCGCAAAACAGUUCAUUUCCUUAUUCUUAUGUCCUUAACUGCUUUAUCUGCUGCUAUCACUAACAACGCAUCCACUCCUCAGGAUUCUAUCAACAAUCUUACCAAUAUAUCUUAUGACACUCUCAACAACUCGGCCGGGGUUCUAUUCAUUUCUAUAGCCAUAUCGACUUGGCUUUACGCACCAUUGGCUACGUUAGUUGGCCGAAAAAUCUCUUUUAUUUUGGGUAUGCUCCUAUCCAUUGCUGGCUCAGUAUGGUAUGCUUCUAUGGCUCACAGUGGUGACUCCUUUGGAUCACAGGUACUUAUAGGAUUCUCUGAGGGCUCGACGGAAGCACAGGUGCAACUUUGCUUAAGCAGCAUCUUAUUCCGCCAUCAACUAGGUUCAGUCAUUACGAUCUAUGUUCUUUCCUAUUGCUUGGGAACUUACUUGGGUCCAUUGGUGGCAAACUAUGUAGCCGAAAGAUCCAGCUUUCGUUGGGUUGGUUGGACAAAUGUCAUUGCAUCUGUUGUUGGAUUGUUGGUGGUGAUCUUGUUAUUCGAAGAAGACUUGUUUGAUUACUCCCGUUUCAAGCACCAUACCACAGAUGCUGUCUUCAACUUCUCUCUUGCUCAGCAUGGAAUAUUGAGUAACGAAGAUGAUCUCACGUUGGGAUUUUUCGACAAGAAAUGGGGGCGCUGGAAACGUUUCUCCCCAAUAAGCCUUCCUGAGAACCGUGACUAUCACAACGUAUUGCAAUUCGUAAAGCAGUACUUUAAACUUUUGGUAUUCAAUCUCAAGUGCCUGUGGUUCCCUCCCGUACUUUUUGCAGGUGUCGUAUGGGGUUUGCAAAACUCUAUUCUAACGUUUUACCUUACAACCGAAGAUACCGACCUUGGCUCUCGGAAUUUCAAUUAUUCUUCUCAGAAAGUGGCUCUUAUGAAUAUUCCUUGCAUUAUCGGAUCCACUAUUGGAUCGUUAUAUUCUGGAUCUCUCACAGAUUACUUCAUACUAUGGAUGGCAAGACGAAAAAAUGGUAUAGUGGAGUCAGAAUUUAGGCUCUAUUUCUCCUUUCUCUCUGGUAUAAUAGGAUGUAUCGGCCUUGUUAUGUUUGGAAUAGGUGUGGCCAAAGAGUUGGACUGGAGAGUUUUCUAUGUCGGUUUAGGUUUUAUUGCUUACAUGUUUUCUUCGGCCUGCAAUCUUUCAAUGCUUUACGUCAUUGAUACCUACGAUCAGUUGAUACUCGAGACGCUAGUUGCAGUUGCUUUGAUCAAUAACAUUAUGGGAUGCAUAUUUACUUUUGCAUGCUCUCCUUGGUUAAAUAGCUCGGGCACUCAGAAUACCUAUAUAGCAUUGGCAGUCAUCACUUUUGCUGUAAUGCUGCUAGCCGUCCCCUACUUGAUUUGGGGGAAAACCUGGCGUAAAGCUACCAAAAAUACUUACCUUCAAAUGGUCAGAGCCAGAGGUGGUGAUACUACCACAAUUUAA
Brettanomyces nanus is the source of this 1809-nucleotide messenger RNA. RefSeq lists its product as uncharacterized. Gene Ontology annotation, molecular function: transmembrane transporter activity. The transcript has a single exon. Gene Ontology annotation, biological process: transmembrane transport. Gene Ontology annotation, cellular component: fungal-type vacuole. The coding region runs from base 1 to 1809 and encodes 602 amino acids. Lineage: Eukaryota; Fungi; Ascomycota; Pichiomycetes; Pichiales; Pichiaceae. The record is from RefSeq and is a predicted model, not a curated record.